This is a messenger RNA of Heterobilharzia americana, 3813 nucleotides long. NCBI's taxonomy places the organism in Eukaryota, Metazoa, Platyhelminthes, Trematoda, Strigeidida, Schistosomatidae. The record is from the annotation of a GenBank genome assembly.
AUGCUACCUUCAAAUAAUCUGAAUAAUCUGUGUUGUCGCAUAUGCAACAUAAGUAUGAAAACAUGGAAUACAGAACGAAGAAAACUGCAUAAAAAUUCAUGCUGUGAAACAGCUAUAAUGUAUUGUCAUCGAUGUCCUGCAUGUAAUAAAGAAAUUGAAAGUCGAGCAUGUAGAUCACAUUUGAAACGAUGUGCUUCAAAGUUGAAUAUGGACUUAUUUAGCCUGAUGUCUUUAUCAUGUCAAGACCAUCGUUUCAUCAGACUUGACAAUGAAGAUGUUCACACUGCGUGUGCGUUGUCGUUAUCCAUGGAUGAUGAGGUGAAACGUAGAAAAUCUGAAGCGAUAUUAGCUGAAAAAAUUGCUCCUACUGAUUUGGGUCCACCAUCACACCUACUUUUGUCAAGUGAACAACGUGAGAACAUUUUUGCACAAAAGUUGGAAUCGAUUCUUCUUGAAGUUAAAAGAAUUGAUAAGCUUGAAAAAGAAUGUAUCAAGAAAAAUUCAUUCAACCAUACGAAACUUCAGUCUAGUCUUUGGAGUUUAGCCUCUACUGAGUUUAAUUCUCAAGAUAACAUCAGACAAAUAUAUUACGUAGACGAUUUAAUCCCACCAUUAAGUCCUACAAUAGGCAGUUUAAGUUCAGACAUCAUUUCAAUGUCACAAAUCCCUGGACGUUUUUCACUUCAUGCAAAGUUGGAAUGUGAAUCUAACAAUGUUAAUAAUGGAUGCGAUGAUUUGAAUCAUCAUUUUAAUGAUAUAAAGAAGGACUGCACUGAAAUGUUACCAAAUGCGUCUAAUAAAUCAUAUGAAAAUAUGCAUCAUACAAUGAAAUCAUCAAUUUCUUCAGUAAUCCCAUCUAAUUUUUCAUCAUUAAUGAAUAACGUUGGCAGAAAUCCAUUUCUUUCAAUGGUUGGAAAUAGUUUAUGCUCAGAUUUAUGCUUAAUUUUGGAUGAUGGUGAUUUGAUUCCUGCUCAUAAGUUUGUAUUUGCUGCUUGGAGUCUAAAUGUCAGUUACUUAGAGUCUGAUAUCCUACAAAUCCAUAAUGUUACAAAAGAUGAACUUAUCUCUCUACUAGAAAUACUAUACAAUGGAGAUAAAUCUAAUAUCACUGAAGAGUAUCUUGGUAAAUCUUCAGUAGCAAUGCAAACUCUUAUCAAUGACUGGGGUCUUACAAGUUCAAAUCGUCGAGUAGAUAUUAUAAAAACUGAUGAUUCUUGUUUAUCACAUCCUCCCCGUAAAUCACUGGUACGCAAUGUAGAAGAGACAAGUUGUGCACCUCCUGUCAUUUCAGUACAAUCAUCAUCGUUAUCAUCUCCACUGUCAUCGAUUUGGCCAGUGACUACACAGACUAAUAGUACAUACAUUGAAAAUUCUACUUACUUUCCAUUGACUACAAAUAAUUUGAACCAACAUAAUAUAAAUUCUAGUAUAUUAAAUAAGUCAGAUGAAAACACCAUUUUUGGUCUUAUGGAUUCCUCUUCAAAAUUACCUAUCCCAUCAAUUGAGGAAUCUAAACAAAGAGAAGAUGUGCAAGUAACUGUUGCAUCAUAUUCAUCUUCAUUAUUAUUACCUUCUAUAAGUGUAAAAACCCCUAAUAUCCAACCGAAAUUACACUCCUGUAAUCCAGCUCAAUUUAGUCGUGAUUUAUUUAUUUCAUCUGAUGACGAAAUCAAUGAUAAUGAUGAUUUCAACACUAACAGUAACUGUGAUCUUAAUAUUGAUAUCAUAAAUCAUCAUAACUAUCAAGAAAUUAUACAAUCUGCUAACAGUAAUAAUAAUGAUACUAAUGAUAUAUCAAUGACGGUCAUUGAUUUAACUCAGCCAGAAACAACAGUUAAGGAUUCGCCCAUUCUUAUCGUAAGUUCUCCUAGUUGUGAUGAAACUUUAAAAACUGAAGAAUCUCCACUUCUAAACGUUGACUCUUUCACUUCUCCCUGUACUACUUCAAAACAUUUGUGUAAUUCAUGGUUAGAAGAUGCAGCAACUGUAUCACCUUUGAUGAAACGUUUACUUUUAUCGAAUAAUGAUGAAUCGAUCUCAAAUUCCUCUUCCUACGUAACUGCUGCUGCUAGCAUUAACACUCAUGUUUGUAGUAGUAUCCAUAACAGUCUCAGUUCUAUCACACAUGUUGGAAAGUCUAUUCUGACUGAUUCAUUACUCGGUUGUUUCAAUGCAAACCCAUUUGAUGAUGGAAAUAUCGAAGUUGAUCCAAGUAAAAAACAGAAUCAAGUCAGUGACUAUUUGAUAAACAAUACUAACAUAGAGUAUCGUAAAGAAUCAUCUACAAGCGAUCAAUCAUUUACACCGGACAAACAAUUACAAACUCCUGUGCAUGAGUCUUUAAAUACAACACCAAUUCCUAUCACUCCGUUACCUAAAUAUGAGGAAAUGAUGACUCCGGAGUUGAAACGUGCUUUAUCAAGAUAUGGUGUUAAACCGCUACCGCGUAAGCGUGCUGUACUGCUUCUGAAAGAAAUAUAUGACCAACUUCAUCAAUACGAAGAAUUUGGUGACAAAUGUGAUGAGUCAAUACCUAAUAACAAGACAGAAGUGUUCAAAGAUAACAGCUUUGAACCUCAAAUAAAUCCUACGAAUAAAGAGAAUAAACGUGUCAAAUCAAAUAAAUCUAAAGUAGAAAUAAAACCCAGUGUUACAACUUCUACACAGGGUAAUAAUUCUCAACGGGUAUUAUCAUCAUCAACGACAACAACAUCGCGAUUAGUUAGAACAAUCACAACGGUCCAGUACCCACAUAAUCAUGAAGCUGCUAUCUUUGAACUUCCUGUCUUGGACAGUCCAGAUGUUGAAGAAUGCAGCAAAAAAAUAAGUGAAAAAGACAAGAAUAGUAUACAACAAUCUGUUUUGAAUUACCUGAAAAAUGAUACUAAUUUGUAUAUGAAUAUUUUAACUUACACGGUAAUUAGCAUAAUAAAGUAAACAUGUUCUUUGUAGCCAUUGGAAUUCGAUAUUGUACACAAUAUGCUUAAAUCUGCUGGUAUAAUAAUUGGUCAACAAAAGUUAAUGGAUGUUUUGGAUGAUCAGUGUAUAACAUACACCCUACGGAAUCGUGUCAGAAAUAAUGGCAACGGGUCAAGACUGAGAAGAACGAUGAAUCCAAAGAGAAAAAGGACAAACUAACGACUGCUGUACUGCAUCAAAGAAUGUUAAUUUUAUUCGAAACCCUGUACAUAUUCACUCGUACCAAAAUUAUAUUCUUAUUUGAAAAUCUGAACCAUUCCCAACUAAACACGAAAAAUCAGAUGGAUUACCAGAAUAUUACGCUUAACGCUUUCCUCCAAAUGAGCAACAGCACAUCUCGAAAAGUCAUUCCUAUUUCAUCCAUAAGCACAACAGUUUCAUGGAUCUCCAAAUACCUGAAAAAUAUCCAUACACAAUUAAAUAAAACAAAACAACUCCGAAAAAAAAACUGCCAUAAAUAUACCAUCACACAAGCAGAAAAAGUUGAAUAUCGCCACAACUACGACCAGAAAACAACGAACAGACAAAAAAAUUGCCCCAAGAUCUCUCCCCCAAAAAACCCUGAAACAAACCCACCACAAAAAUAUCUCUCACCUCAUCAAACCGUACAACAAAAACCCUAACCGAAUGAAUCGUCAAAUAAAGUGCGCAGGCGCAAUAUGUGUGCAUUGAGGCGGGGAACCACCCGUCCUUAAAAGUGAAAGAUCCCUCAUAAACAAGUACAUUUGAAAGGUGAUCGAGUGAUGACGAUGGUUUUUGUUGGUUGACGAGCAAGCAGUAUGCAGAGUGAGUGUGUGGUUGAGGGUGAGAGUGUUGUGCACGGGCACCUGUGGG